UGACAGGAGCCCACACUGUGUCUGAGUCCCCCCCCAGGGGUGUUCCCUCCUGCCUCUCCCCCAGCCAGCACAAGGUUUCUCUCCCGUGCUGCCUCCCGUGGCUUUGCUGACCUUGGGGUUUUUCCAUCUGCUUACGUUUCCACUUCUGGAAAAAGGUUUAGUUUCUCCCCCCUCCCAAGUUUUUUUUGUUAAAUUCUCUUCUGGAUUUUUCGGCUUUGAUUCCCUCUUAGUCUCUGCCUGCUCCAGGAAACGUGUCACAAGCUCUGGGUUAAGGUUUUGGUUGCGGGAUGAUUUGAGUUAAUAUUAAAAUGCUUUAAACCUCCGAGCGCUUGCAUUUUUGUCAGCUUAAUUGACUCUGGUUAAACACGAUUUAAAUGUAAUUACAACAAGAAAAAUAUCCUUUUCCAUCCUUUCAAGAAGGAGAGUUGGCUUCAGCAGUCAUUUUUUUUUUUGGGGGGGGGAAUUGCUGGAGGAAGAUCUUUGAUCCACGUUUGCUGUGCCGAGGGCAGCUUUGUCAGCUCGUGGGUCCCAGCGAGUGUUCCCAACCUUUGUCACUCUGUAAAGCUUUAACCUCGUCAUGAAAGUUCCUGAUAGCAGCUGGGAGGGUCGUGCUGCAGCCAAUCCCACAGGCCAGGGCUCUGGAUCCUCGCUUAAACAAGCAAGAGUUGGUAGUUUGGCCUUCUCCUCUGAAGAGCCGCUCCUGGGGCUCGGCACGGCGAAUUUCCCAAAAGCUGAUGUAAAUUAGGGACUUUCUGUCCUCUCCAGACCGUGGGGUUUUGCUGUUGAGAGGGGUGAGAGCAGGGCUGGGUUGUGCAGGGCUGUGUUCCACGUCCCUGAGGGUUUCCAGCCCAGGGGAAGUGGCCCAGGUGUGUGUCCCAGCCAUUGUGUUCACGGGCCAUUCAUCACUUCCCAGCCCAAAAUCUGUUUGGUUUCUGAGCCCUUCUCACCUGCACCUGAGAUUUCACAGCUGUGCUGUUGCCACUUGUGCCUUUGGUCUCUCUAAGGUGAGGAGCAUCCUCUGCCAUCCCCAGAGCUGCUUUUAGUCCUGAGCACCUCCAGAAGCACAGAAACUGCCCCAAAAGUGUUUCAGUUUCCCUUUAUCACAGCUAUUCCUUCGAGCUCAGUGCUUCCCUCAGAGAUGUAGGUAGUGAGGCAGAGUUUAUUUUUAGAGGAGAAUGAAUCAUCUCCUGGUUGUGUCUUGUCUCAUUUUGCUUUGAUGAGAAGUAGAGUCAAAGAGCUGGGACCUGCUGGGUCUGGGUCCCUGAGUGCACGUGAGGGGUGAUGCUCUGUCCCAGGAGGGCCCAGCAGCUGAGCAAGGUGGAGUUUGGAAGUGCUGAGCUGCAGGGACAGAGCCUGGGGGUGCAGCAGCUCCCUGGGAUUCCCUUCUCAGGUUGUUUUGUUGGAGGAUUGCUCUGAACUCUGCAAAGGGAAACGCACGCGUGUCCUUUCACCCCGAACUCUUUCCAGUCCUUUCUGUUUCCAGCUCUGUUCUUGGGCUGAGAUUAAUGAGAGGGGAAAGACUGCUGCUGUUGGGAAGUUUGAGGGCAGGAAUCGUGGUCCUUGUUUUGCUUCUCUCAUGGUUGUCUUGAACCUCUCCUGUGUUUGGAGGCUUCUUGUUACCGGACUGGGGCUCGUCCUUGCAGCCAACAGCUUUGGCACGAGGUGUGACCUUGGCAGAGGAAUUAUCUCUAAAGCUGCUGCAACUGCUUCCUUAUCCUUGUGCUUUGUGUUUGAGGCCUGGUAGUGAGCCACUCCUUAACUUCAGUACCCAGGAGGCCAGGCUCCGAAAUAUCCAACUUCCUCAUCUGGGAGUUGGUGGAUGGGAGCUGGAUUAUUGGCUUUCACCUUUUAAAGUCCAGCAGGAGCGAAGUGGAGCAUCUUUCAGUGGCUGGAGGAACUGUGGUAGUGGCCUGUGGGGCGUUUGAACUUCCUGGGGGGAGAAUUUUUGCAGAAGGGGGGUUUUGUUGUCUACGUGGAAGGAGCAAAAACCACUGUCACCCAAAUGCCUCUGAGCAGCUCUGGGAAAGGGACCUUGGAGGGCUCCAUCUUGUGCUGUGGGAGGGAGCAUUUCUCCCUGCCAGGUUCCAGGCUGGAAUGCAGCAGUUCCUCUUGUCUUGUCCCAUUUUCAGCCCCCUCCCUCUACUCGUGGUCCUCGUUGCCCAUUCCCGAGGUGAGAAGUUCCCGUUCUCCCCCCCAGCAGUGUGCAAGUUUGUCUUGGCACUUCCAAAUCCCCUUGGCUGCAGGUUUAAGGAAAUGAUUGGUGUCUGCUGAUGUGUGCAAGGUGUAGGUGAUCCCCUGGGGGGGACGGGGCAGGGCUCAGGUAAGUUCAGGAGGAAUCCUGGCACAGCGCAGGCGACGCUUGGUUAGUAGAGAUGUCACUAAUUCCGUAAGUCAUACAGUUUCUGCUCCUUGACAUAUGUUUUUUUACCUUCCUUUCUAGGAAGGGGUCUGGAGGAGGGAAAAUUUCCCUUUCUGGUGAAAGGGGACUGGAGCAUUAUGACAGUCAAGUCUUUAAAAGCUUAUGAGUUCCCAGAGUCCGGGCCGGUAGCCGCUGCCUCCGCUGAUGUUGUCGGAUGUCAAUAGAGAGAGGUUGAAGGCAACACUUCUAAUGGAGCAGGUGACAUCCAAGGGGGCUGGCUUGAACCCCAACGCCAAAGUGUGGCAAGAAGUCCCCCAGGGGAGUGGUGAGGCCGUGCCCCCCUCAAAUGGCACCGAGCACACGUGGCAGGAGACGGCGGCGGCCCAGGGGACUCCGGCCGAGGGUAACAUAGAGCUCUCAGAGGACAGCUGCAAGCAGUAUGAAGUGAUGUAUUCCCCGUCCUGUGAAGCCACCAGGAAUGGCACAGGAGCCGACGAAGCCUCUGCCAACGGGAUUGUCCUGGCCACCGAAGACCUGGGAUACCAAAUCUAUGAAGUGUCUGGUGACGGCCCCUCCGCCGUGUCCACGGAAGACAUCAGGGAAUGUUUGAGGAAACAACUUGAAUUCUGCUUCUCCCGUGAGAAUCUUUCAAAGGAUCUCUACUUGAUGUCUCAGAUGGACAGCGAUCAGUUUGUUCCAAUAUGGACAAUUGCCAACAUGGAAGGGAUUAAGAAGCUGACAACAGAUAUGGACCUUAUUCUUGAAGUUCUGAGAUCUUCUCCCAUGGUACAAGUGGAUGAGAGAGGGGAGAAGGUCAGACCAAACCACAAGAGGUGCAUCAUCAUCCUCCGUGAGAUCCCCGAGACAACACCCAUAGAGGAGGUGAAGGCCCUGUUUAAGAACGAGAACUGCCCCAAGGUGAUAAGCUGUGAGUUUGCUCACAACAACAACUGGUACGUUACAUUCCAGUCGGACACAGACGCGCAGCAGGUAAGGCCCCUCCAACCCCAACAUCCCCCUUGGGGGUUUGGUUUGUCUGGAGAAGCCCCCUUUCCCAAUGGUGGAUUUGUGAAUGGCUUUAACACACCAGGAUCCUAUAAAACAAAUGCUGCUUCCCUGAGUAUAGGUCGCCCAUUCCAUAGGAAUCGGGUGAAGCCCCAUUUCCGCUCCUCCUCCGGCUCGGAGCACGCGGAGGGGCCGCCCGCCCUCGGGGCCGUGCCCAUGGGGGACCUGGGCAGAGCCAGCUCCAGGAAUUUCCUCAUGGAGCGGCACAGCAGCCCCUUAACCGGGCACCAAGAGCAGGGCUAUUCCCAGAAGGAUUCUGCCACGGCCCAGCUGGAGCAGAACGGGGAUUACGGCGUCGGCAGGGGCAGGAGGAACGUGUUCCGAGGUCGGAGGAGACGGGACGACGACCGGGUUUCAAGACCUCAGCCUUCAGCAGAAACAAAGACUCAGACACCAAAGUUUGACUUGCUUGCAUCAAAUUUCCCACCUUUGCCUGGCAGCACAGCAAAAAUCCCAGGAGAGCCUGUGCUGGAGAGCAGGAUGUCCGACGUUGUGAAAGGAGUCUGCAAAGAGAAGGAAGGCAAAGACUCGCUGCCCACCUGCCCGGCGCCUGCAGCCCCCGAGGAGUCUCCCUUCAGUCUCCUCCAACUGAACAAACCCAGUGCCCUGAGCUGCUGCUCCAGACCCUUCCCCAUCCUUCUCAGCACGGUUCUGCCAGAGAGCAAAGCAGAAGAAGCGUCUGCUCCGAAGGACGUGGCCAGCCAGGCUUCCCCACCGGCCUCCCUGUCCCCUGUCAGUGCUGCAAAGCCACCAAGGACAAACUCCUCCUCACCUUCUGCUCAAGCAAGUGCAGCUCCUGCUCUGUCUACACAGGAGCCCCGCAAGCUCAGCUACGCCGAGGUUUGCCAGAAGCCCCCGAAGGAGCCGCCCCCGGUGCCCGUCCAGCCCCUGCGGGAACAUCGCGCCAACAUCGUCCCUCCCGCCAAACCCGAGGAGGACGCGCCGGCCGAGAGGGCUCCGGAGAAGGCUCCUCUUGCCGAGAAGGCCGAAGGUCGGAUGAAGGAUUACCCCGGGUUCCGUGGCCCUGGAGGAGCUGCCAGGGGAGCCGCCGGGAAAAUCAGGGAACAGAGGCGCCAGUUUGGACGCAGGUCUUCGCCUCAGGGAGCCCCGCGGCGCGUCGGGAAGGAGCAGUUUGUGCCGCCGCGGUCACCAAAGUAACGCCGGGCCGGCCCCUGGGCCUCUGGUUGGUUGGAGCUGUUGGGCUGAGGAGCAGCAGAGACUGGCAAGGAGGAGGAGGAGGAAAGAUUCAG
Manacus vitellinus (golden-collared manakin) is the source of this 4674-nucleotide messenger RNA. RefSeq names its product La ribonucleoprotein domain family member 4 (gene LARP4). Gene Ontology annotation, cellular component: cytosol; cytoplasmic stress granule. The record is from RefSeq and is a predicted model, not a curated record. Gene Ontology annotation, biological process: positive regulation of translation. Gene Ontology annotation, molecular function: mRNA 3'-UTR binding. The transcript has 16 exons. Bases 2564 to 4582 code for a protein of 672 amino acids. NCBI's taxonomy places the organism in Eukaryota, Metazoa, Chordata, Aves, Passeriformes, Pipridae.